Messenger RNA from Acinonyx jubatus (cheetah), 5197 nucleotides. It is a transcript of the gene ATXN2, whose product is annotated as ataxin 2. Gene Ontology annotation, biological process: cytoplasmic stress granule assembly. The coding region runs from base 304 to 3879 and encodes 1191 amino acids. Gene Ontology annotation, molecular function: RNA binding. The record is from RefSeq and is a predicted model, not a curated record. Gene Ontology annotation, cellular component: cytoplasmic stress granule. The transcript is spliced from 25 exons. Lineage: Eukaryota; Metazoa; Chordata; Mammalia; Carnivora; Felidae.
CCCGGCCCCCCUCCCUCCGGGCAGCGCUCGCCUCCCUCCGCCUCAGACUGUUUUGGUAGCAACGGCAACGGCGGCGGCGCGUCCCUGCCCGGCUCCCGGCGGCUCCUCGGUUUCAGCGGGCCUCCCCGCCCCUUCGUCGUUCUCCUUCUCCCUCUCGCCGGCCCGGGCGCCCCCCCGGCCGCGCCAUCCCGCGCCUCCCCGCUCGGCGCCCGCGCGUCCCCGCCGCGCUCCGGCGUCUCUUCGGCGCGCCCGGCUCCCGGCUGUCCCCGCCCGGCGUGCGGGCCGGUGUAUGGGCCUCUCACCAUGUCGCUGAAGCCCCAGCAGCAACAGCAGCAGCAGCAGCAGCAGCCGCCCGCGGCUGCCAAUGCCCGUAAGCCCGGCGGCAGCGGCGGCCUUCUCACGUCGCCCGCCACCGCGCCGUCGCCGUCCUCAAUCUCGUCGUCUUCGGCAGUGGCUUCCUCCUCCUCGGUGGCGGCGGCGAGCGCAGGCGGCGGGCGGCCCGGCCUGGGCAGAGGUCGAAACAGCAAAGGACUGCCUCAAUCUACGAUUUCUUUUGAUGGAAUCUAUGCAAAUAUGAGGAUGGUUCAUAUACUUACAUCAGUUGUUGGAUCCAAAUGUGAAGUACAAGUGAAAAACGGAGGUAUAUAUGAAGGAGUUUUUAAAACCUACAGUCCUAAGUGUGAUUUGGUGCUUGAUGCUGCACAUGAGAAAAGUAUGGAAUCCAGUUCGGGGCCAAAACGUGAAGAAAUAAUGGAGAGUAUUUUGUUCAAGUGUUCAGACUUUGUUGUGGUACAGUUUAAAGACAUGGACUCCAGUUAUGCAAGAAGAGUUCCUUCAGAAACAGAUGCUUUUACUGACUCUGCUAUCAGUGCUAAAGUGAAUGGUGAACACAAAGAGAAGGACCUGGAGCCCUGGGAUGCAGGUGAACUCACUACCAGUGAGGAACUGGAGGCUUUGGAAAACGACGUAUCUAAUGGAUGGGAUCCCAAUGAUAUGUUUCGAUAUAAUGAAGAAAAUUAUGGUGUAGUGUCUACAUAUGAUAGCAGUUUAUCUUCAUAUACGGUACCCUUAGAAAGGGAUAACUCAGAAGAAUUUUUAAAACGAGAAGCAAGGGCAAACCAGUUAGCAGAAGAAAUUGAAUCAAGUGCCCAGUACAAAGCCCGAGUGGCCCUGGAAAAUGAUGAUAGGAGUGAAGAAGAAAAAUACACAGCAGUUCAGAGAAAUUCGAGUGAACGUGAGGGCCACAGCAUAAACACUAGGGAAAAUAAAUAUAUUCCUCCUGGACAAAGAAACAGAGAAGUCAUAUCCUGGGGAAGUGGGAGACAGAAUUCACCGCGUAUGGGCCAGCCUGGAUCGGGCUCCAUGCCGUCAAGAUCCACCUCUCACACUUCAGAUUUCAACCCGAAUUCUGGUUCAGACCAAAGAGUAGUUAAUGGAGGUGUUCCCUGGCCAUCGCCUUGCCCAUCUCCUUCCUCUCGCCCACCUUCUCGCUACCAGUCAGGUCCCAACUCUCUUCCACCUCGGGCAGCCACCCCUACACGGCCGCCCUCCAGGCCCCCCUCGCGGCCAUCCAGACCCCCGUCUCACCCCUCUGCUCAUGGUUCUCCAGCUCCUGUCUCUACUAUGCCUAAACGCAUGUCUUCAGAAGGGCCUCCGAGGAUGUCCCCAAAGGCCCAGCGACACCCUCGAAAUCACAGAGUUUCUGCUGGGAGGGGUUCCAUUUCCAGUGGCCUAGAAUUUGUAUCCCAUACUCCACCAAGUGAAGCAGCUGCUCCUCCAGCAGCAAGGACCAGUCCUGCGGGGGGCACAUGGUCAUCAGUGGUCAGCGGGGUUCCAAGAUUAUCCCCUAAAACUCACAGACCCAGGUCUCCCAGACAGAACAGUAUUGGAAAUACUCCUCCUGGGCCAGUUCUUGGUUCUCCCCAAGCUGGUAUUAUUCCAGCUGAAGCUGUUGCUAUGCCUGUUCCAGCUGCAUCUCCCACACCUGCCAGUCCUGCAUCCAAUAGAGCUGUUACCCCAUCUAUUGAGGCUAAGGAUUCCAGGCUUCAAGAUCAGAGGCAGAAUUCUCCUGCAGGGAAUAAAGAAAAUAUGAAGCCCAGUGAAACAUCACCUAGCUUCUCAAAGACUGAAAAUAAAGGUAUAUCCCCAAUUGUUUCUGAACAUAGAAAACAGAUUGAUGACUUAAAGAAGUUUAAGAAUGAUUUUAGGUUACAGCCAAGUUCUACUUCUGAAUCUAUGGAUCAACUGCUAAACAAAAAUAGAGAGGGAGAAAAAUCAAGAGAUUUGGUCAAAGACAAAAUUGAACCAAAUGCUAAGGAUUCUUUCGUUGAAAAUAGCAGCAGCAAUUGCACCAGUGGCAGCAGCAAACCGAGCAGUCCCAGCAUUUCCCCUUCAGUCCUCAGUAAUGCGGAGCACAAGAGGGGACCUGAGGUCACAUCCCAAGGGGUUCAGACUUCCAGUCCGGGAUGCAAACAAGAUAAAGAUGAUAAAGAGGAGAAGAAAGAUGCAGCUGAGCAAGUGAGAAAAUCAACACUGAAUCCUAAUGCAAAGGAGUUUAACCCUCGUUCCUUUUCUCAGCCAAAGCCUUCUACCACCCCAACUUCACCUCGUCCUCAAGCACAACCUAGCCCAUCUAUGGUGGGUCAUCAGCAGCCAGCUCCAGUUUAUACUCAGCCUGUCUGUUUUGCACCAAAUAUGAUGUAUCCAGUCCCAGUGAGCCCAGGCGUGCAACCUUUAUACCCUAUACCUAUGACGCCCAUGCCAGUGAAUCAAGCCAAGACAUAUAGAGCAGGUAAAGUACCAAAUAUGCCCCAACAGCGGCAAGACCAGCAUCAUCAGAGCACCAUGAUGCACCCAGCCUCAGCAGCAGGCCCACCGAUUGUGGCCACCCCACCAGCUUAUUCCACACAAUAUGUUGCCUAUAGUCCUCAGCAGUUUCCAAAUCAGCCUCUUGUUCAGCAUGUGCCACAUUAUCAGUCUCAGCAUCCUCAUGUCUAUAGUCCUGUAAUACAGGGUAAUGCUAGAAUGAUGGCACCACCAGCACAUGCCCAGCCUGGUUUAGUGUCUUCUUCAGCAACUCAGUACGGGGCUCAUGAGCAGACGCAUGCGAUGUAUGCAUGCCCCAAAUUACCAUACAACAAGGAGACAAGCCCUUCUUUCUACUUUGCCAUUUCCACUGGCUCCCUUGCUCAGCAGUAUGCGCACCCUAAUGCUACCCUGCACCCACACACUCCACAUCCUCAGCCUUCAGCUACUCCCACCGGACAGCAGCAAAGCCAACAUGGUGGAAGUCAUCCUGCACCCAGUCCGGUUCAGCACCAUCAGCACCAGGCCGCCCAGGCGCUCCAUCUGGCCAGUCCACAGCAGCAGUCAGCCAUUUACCACGCGGGGCUCGCACCAACCCCACCUUCCAUGACCCCUGCCUCCAAUACGCAGUCGCCACAGAAUAGUUUCCCAACAGCACAACAGACCGUCUUUACGAUUCAUCCUUCUCAUGUUCAGCCGGCAUACACCAAUCCUCCCCACAUGGCCCAUGUACCUCAGGCUCAUGUACAGUCAGGAAUGGUUCCUUCUCAUCCAACUGCCCAUGCGCCAAUGAUGCUAAUGACGACACAGCCACCCGGCGGUCCCCAGGCCGCCCUCGCUCAAAGUGCACUACAGCCCAUUCCAGUCUCGACAACAGCGCAUUUCCCCUAUAUGACGCACCCUUCAGGUGAGGCGUGUGUGUGCAGGGGCCGCCGGGCACCCCAAAGCAUUCUGCUCGCACAGGUCGAAUGGCAGGCAGGGCCAGCGCUUCAAGCCCCGCAUUUGAGAACUAGCAAGACCCGCCAGAGCGUGCACAGGAGGGACUGUGACGAUCAGUUCAGUGUCAGGGCCUGAGGCUUCCAGGAGCUGAGUCUGUGUGUGUUCUGAUGGUAUACAGGGUUUGGCUUGAUGAGAAGCAGCAGCAGCAUUCUGUGUGGCUGACGCAUGCUUAGGACUCAGUUGGCCUUCCUUGUUAAAGAGGCUGGACAGGGCAGCGUUUUCCUUCCUUAGUCUCCCCCUCCCCAGUCUGACGGGGGUGGUUACCACCAUGGCAGAGUUUGAUUGUAGCUCUGGAGAAUACUACUGAUGAGAAAGUGUGCUGUGUGUGGAUUGGUUUUGAGUGUAGCAUUAGCUCCAGCCUGUGCCCUGACAGGGAGAGAAUGCCCCGUGAUUGUGCUCUAAUACUUGAUGGCUGCCAUGGCAAUAUUUCACAGUCUAACCUGUUACUUUGAAAGCAAUACUGGUGCUUGGCUGGUAUUUGGGGAGGGGGUAUGUUAAGGCCUUUUUUUCCUACCCCGUGAGCAACAAGUCUUCUGGGAGUUUUAUCUGAAGUGGUUUUCCAUCUGACUGGUUUGUUUCUACCCACCCACCUGCCCCUUCCCCUUUUGGUGCAGAUGGGAGGGGGAAGAGUGGAUUAAAUUUUGAGUCUUGUUCAGGUAGCACGAGGAUAGUUUACAGUCGUGUGCUGCAGAGACACUAGGCUAAUGUGUGGUGUUGCCAGUUUCCUGUUUAAAUAUUCACUUUUCUUUUUUACAGUACAAGCCCACCACCAACAGCAGUUGUAAGGCUGCCCUGGAGGAACCGAAAGGCCAAAUUCCCUCCUCCCUUCUACUGCUUCUACCAACUGGAAGCACAGAAAACUAGAAUUUCAUUUAUUUUGUUUUUAAAAAAUAUAUGUUGAUUUCUUGUAACAUCCAAUAGGAAUGCUAACAGUUCACUUGCAGUGGAAGAUAUUUGGACCGAGUAGAGGCAUUUAGGAACUUGUGGGCUGUUCCAUAAUUCCAUAUGCUGUUUCAGAGUCCCGCGAGUACCCCAGCUCUGCUUGCUGAAACUGGAAGUUAUUUAUUUUUUAAUGACCCUCGAAAGUCAUGAACACAUCAGCUAGCAAAAGAAGUAACAAGAGUUGAUUCUUGCUGCUAUUACUGCUAAAAAAAAAAAAAAAAAAAAAAAAAAAAAAUCAAGACUUGGAACGCCCUUUUACUAAACUUGACAAAGGUUCAGUAAAUUCUUACCGUCAAAAUGACGGGUUAUUAUUUAUAAAUCAAGUUUGAUGAAGUGAUCACUGUCUACAGUGGUUCAACUUUUAAGUUAAGGGAAAAAACUUUUACUUUGUAGAUAAUAUAAAAUAAAAACUUAAAAAAAAUUAAAAAAUAAAAAAAGUUUUAAAAACUGA